GAAAAUAGCCUGCCAAUGCUAACUGUUAAUCUUGUUUAUGAUAAUGUCGGACUCUAAUAAGCAGCUUAACAAUUUGCUUAUCAAAGUCAAAGCUAACGCCAAAUUACAAUCGUUUCUCCCUCCCCUUUCCUCUCCUUCUUCAAUUGCAGAGUACACAAAAAACCCAAAUCGCCAUGGGAGAUCCUCGACAGUCUUUCGUCAAUCAUGCUCUCGGUGGUGGCACAGUUGCUGACGUGUUGUUGUGGAGGAGACAAUGCGCUAGUGUUACUCUGCUUGUUAGUUCUACUGUCCUUUGGUUUCUAUUUGAGCGAGCUGGCUACAAUCUCUUAUCCUUUAUUGCCAAUGUGAUGUUGCUUUUAGUUGUGAUUCUCUUCUUUUGGGGUAAAUCUGCUUCACUUCUCAACAGAUCUUUACCUCCAAUUCCCGAUAUGGAAGUUCCCGAGGAAUUUGUCGUGAAGGCUGCUGAUAUGAUGCGUGUUUGGGUAAACCAUAUACUGCUGACUGCACAUGAUAUUGCUAUUAGUGGGAAUUUGAAACUUUUUGGUUGGGUUGCUCUUGGCUUGUGGUUGAUAUCUUAUGUUGGUAGCUUUUUCACUCUCCUUACUUUGCUCUAUAUAGGGACCCUUUUUAGCUUGUCUGUGCCUCUGCUAUACGAGAAGUACCAAAAUCAAAUAGAUGACAAGCUUAUUACAGCACAGAAAGUCAUUCAGAAACAGUACAGAAAAAUUGACGAGAAUGUAUUGAGAAAGAUUUUGAAGUCCUCGAACAAGGAAAAGAAGACUCAGUAAACUGUAAUCUCUCUGUGUGUGUGUGUGUGUGUGAGAGAGAGAGAGAGAGAGAGAGAGAGAGAGAGAGAGAGAGAGAUGCAGAUACAUGCGAUCAUCCAUUCCUAUGUGUGGUAUGCAUAACUUCCGGAAUGUCUAAAUUUUGUUAUCUCGAAGAAUCUCAAAGUACUACCCUCAAAACCAAAGUACUCUCUGCUGCCAUAUGCUUCUGAACAUGCUAAUAAUGAGAGGAUGCUAAUGGAGGCUCAUUCGAUGUUUCCUUGAUUUCUCUCAACUCUGUACAAUAUCAACAUGUUGAGUACCUUAUAUAGAUUAUUAGGUGGUAUAACCAAUUAAAAAAACAUUAUUAGGUGGUAUUAUCUAUUGGUCUUAGAAGCCCGUUUGUUCCAACUCGUAUUCAGCCGUAGAAUGCAUCUGCUCUUAUAUAUUCACAAAUAUAUCUCUUUGACAAUCUUAUCUUAGAAGUAGUGUCUACUUGACAUUGUCUGCUAGUUUGGAUUUGAAGACUUACACUCGAGUGAAAGUAAUCUAGUGGGCUAACUUAAAUGCUUGAUAAUAGUAUCUUAGGACACAAGUCUGAAGAUAUUUUAUAGGAACUGUAGCUUCACAGAAGUAGUCUUGAUUACAACAACAACAAACUCAGUGUAAUCCCAUAAGUGGGGUCUGGGGAGGGUAGUGUGUACGCAAACCUUACCCUAGAGAGGCUGUUUCCAAUCUCGACACAGAAGUAGUCUUGAUUCAGGAAAGAAAAUCCACAGUCAGUAGCUGAUACAAAAUUGAAUUGUCAUGACAGCUUGAAUGAGCUGACUGCUGAGAAUCUUUUCUUUAGAAGAUUCUGGAGGAAUAAGUCUGUUGCUUCUAUGGGCUUAUAUAAACAAUGGAAAGUUGAUUCAUCAUCAUAUUCUUGCAGGAAUAAAUCGAAUUCAAAUGCCUUCAUAACCGGCUGUUUCAUUUUUCUGUUUCCUUUUAACCUCUUUUGAUUCAACAGUUUAAAUAUAUUUUGUUAGUAGCAUAUCAAGUCUUUUAUAGUAUAUUUUAGCUUUGUUGCAGCUUUACAUAUGUUUAUUUCACCUUCUGUUGAAUGUUAUCAAGUGAUGCAUGCCAACUAGCUGCUAAUUGUUUACUCUUUCUAACCGUCAAUGUCUUCUUUUAACAGGACGGAUUUUGCCUUCACGAGCAAUCCAGACAUAAAUCAGGAAAUUGUAGAGGUAUGGUUUUGGCCCUAAUUAGAUUGUUCUAUGAAGUCCAUACUGAAAUUCAAAAUAUUGUUUUUCCUUUCUUUCUUUUAUCAUUUUCCAUUAUCUUUGAUACUGAUUACAGAAUAAAAUGUUAGUCUUGCUACUCUUCUCUGUAGUUGAGAUUACUGCAAUUGGAACGACGUUCUAAUAGAAAGGGUUGUGCAAUAACUUUGACAAGCUACCCCGUGAUUUUCUUUGACAUGACACCUACAACUUUCAGGGAUGGUUUAAAUCUUCUAGUGCCUAUAGUUAAAUUUCGUUCUUAUUGAGAUCUGACAUUCAAUGUAUAAACAGUGGCGGAGCCACUCAUUGGCAAGGGGAGUCAACUGACAACCCUUCAUCGAAAAAUUAGAUUGUGUAAAUACGUUAAAUUUUUAAUUUUAUGUGUAUAUACUAUACGUUGAUUCCCCUUGA
This is a messenger RNA of Nicotiana tabacum (common tobacco), 2437 nucleotides long. RefSeq names its product reticulon-like protein B11. The record is from RefSeq and is a predicted model, not a curated record. Gene Ontology annotation, biological process: response to bacterium. NCBI's taxonomy places the organism in Eukaryota, Viridiplantae, Streptophyta, Magnoliopsida, Solanales, Solanaceae.